AUGAAAUUGUUUCUUAUUAUCGGUUAUAUUCUGUGGAUUUCAUGUUCCAAAAGCGUUGAUUUUUAAGUGAUACUUUCAUAAAUAGAUUAACAUCAUCUUGGCUAAACAUUUUUAAAUGCUCUACAAAUAGGCUUAUCAAGUGGGUCGCCUGUUCAUGAGAUUCAAAGUUACUUGAAUAAUAUUAGGUAUCUAAUUUUCAUUCUAAAUAAGGUUCAUGCUUGAAUAAGAAUAAAAAGAGGCAGAUAUCUUUAUUUAAAGUACAUAAGCCAAAUGUUAGAGAUUAUUACAUGAUUUUUCAACCAAUUAUGCAUAUCAUAGUAGUUAAUUACUAGCAAAUCAAAAGAUUAUGUAGGUACACACUUGGUUUCAUUUAAGGAAAACACAGAAAAUCUACAAAGAGCAUUAAAUAAAAUAGCGGAAGUUAGUGUGGAAAUUGAAUAAAAUAUAAUGAAAACUAAUGCUGGUUAAAGUGAAAGAGAUCUACAAUAUUCUGAAUUCUAAACUACUAUUAAAGAUCAUAAUGAAGCUAUUUCAGCCAUUGAUGAAGCUUAUGCACUUAUUGAACAUUUAGCUAAUGGAUCAUCAUUUAUUUAAGUUAAAGGCCGUUUCAAUAAAGUUAUAAAUCGACUCACUUAACAAUCAUCAGGAAUUACUCAUCUCUUUUAACCAAUCAUAACUAUGAUGUCCUAAUUAGCUAGCAAUACAGAUGAAGCAAAAAAACUACUACUUUUAUUAAGUGGAUUGAAAAUCUAAAUUUUGGAAGACAAAAGUAAAGAUGAGGAUCUUGAAAAAGUGGCUGUUUUGAAUUGGUAACAAUUUUCUAAUGAUUUGAUUAAUGAAUAAAAUACUCUUUCUGAUCAAAGACAAAAUUUAGAAUAAGCUAUACUUAAUUAUUAGAGUAUCAUUGAAGAGUCUAAAGAAAAGUCAUAAUACCAUUAGGUUGAAUUUAUUAGAAAUAAAGUAUAAUAGUAUUUAAUUAGGAAAAUGUGGAAAAUCAAGAUAUAUGGUGUAGACAACAAUAAGAUCUUUAUUCAAUCGAUUCGUAAUCAAGAAAUGAAGCAUCGUCAUUAGUUUCAAAAAUAAUAGAUCAUAUGUAAGAUAAAAUUGUGACUUUAAAAGAAUAUUUAAGAGAGAGACAUCAAAUUCAGUGA
Molecule: messenger RNA, 1151 nt
Organism: Paramecium primaurelia
Lineage: Eukaryota; Ciliophora; Oligohymenophorea; Peniculida; Parameciidae
Source: the annotation of a GenBank genome assembly